AUGAUUUGUUUCAAUAUUAGUGACGAUAAAUAUAUGAGGACCCCAAAAUAUGAAAUUACAUGUCCACAUCAUUUAGUGAAAUUUCUUUUGAGCAGUCAAGAAAAACUCAUUUCUAGUCAACGAAAUAACACAACAACAGAAGGAUUAACUAGACAACAGAAAUUACUAACUUUUGAAUCAAUGGUACAUCAGAAUCUUAUUGAUGAACAACGUAAUCAAGUGAGAUGGCAAUCGAAAUUAGGUGCUAAUCCAUUAUCACCAGAAGAACGUCUAUCAAUACCAGCUUCACCAGCUAACUUCAAAUUGAGUAAAGAUCAUCAUAUAUUAUCUGAAUUUCGUCCAUAUCGUCCAGUGGAACCAUUCAAGAAAUCUUUCAUUACAGGAUCAGAAGUUCCUCUUGAACCAAAAUUUCAAUUAGUUGAAUUUACUAAGGCAAAAUGGUUACAUAAAUGUGAUAUGAUUGAAAAAUUUCGUUCAAUGGUAUCAAGUAUUAUUAUUAAUCGAAGAAUGAUUAAACGAUUAAAAAAAUUAAAACAAACAGUAAUUGAUGAUAAGGAAACAGUAUCAAAACAUGUAACAAACGAAAAAUAUCCAUACAAUAUUGGAAAUUCAAUUCAAUCCCUUGGGAAAUCGGAUUGUGGAACUAAAUUAUUUCAUCAUCAAGUUUGGUCAGAACGUGAUUUACUCUGUAAUCAGCAAUUGACAAAAUCAAAUCAUACACCACCAGUAUCAAACAGUAGUCUAAUUCAAUCUACACAUCUACUACCGAUAACAUGUACAUAUAAUUAUAGUCAGCUAAUGAAAACAUUUACAACACCGAAACAUUAUUGGCCAUUAUUUGAUAUGCCUUUUACACUAGAUCAAUAUGAAAUGAAAUACACAGAUAAAUUUGAUUUAAAUCUUGCUAUGGAUUAUGCUAAAUUAAUACCGAUGGAUAUAAAUUAUGCAGAAUUAUUACCUAUACAACAACAAAAACCACAUAAUCGAUUGUCAUCAACCUCACAGGUCAUUGGAUCUCCAAUAACUUGUAAUAAUGAAUCAAUAAGUGACUCGAAACUUAAAUCAACAAUAACCAGUGAUACUUCUAAUCAGUCAGCGAUACGUUUACCACAAUCUAUACAUUUGUUAUCAAGAUCGAACAUGAACAUUGAUAGGUGCUCAAAUAAUCAAUAUCUACCCUUAACAUUAUUGAAUCAAUCUACAUUGAAUGAUUAUUCCCAUGCACUAAUCAAUUCAGUCAAUCAGUUGUAUAAGCCAAAUGAUAAUAUUGUUUUUUCUAGUUUGUCUAAUUCAGACUACAUUGAUACAGUAUUAAUUAAUUUGAAGAAGUUUUAUCCGUUAGUACCGUUAAAAAAAUUAUCAUAUCCAAAAUGUCAUCAAACUUCAAAGGAUGAUAAUAUUUUACAAGUAAAUGAACUACCAAAAGAAGAUGAAUUAAAAUCCCUCAAAAAACUGAUUGAACAAGAUAUUCAAGAUUGGAUCAAACGUUUCCCAGAAUUGAAUUCGAUGUUUUCAAUGGAAAAUGAGUAUAAUGAUAAUGAGAGAAAUGAAGAAAUAUCAUCUACAUUAAAUGACAGGAAUCAAAACAAUCCACUAUUGAAUUUGAAUAACGCACCAAUCGAAGAGUCAAAGAAAUAUCAGAAUGAAAUUUUAUCAGUGUGUAGAUUCAAAUUCUAA
Molecule: messenger RNA, 1677 nt
Organism: Schistosoma curassoni
Lineage: Eukaryota; Metazoa; Platyhelminthes; Trematoda; Strigeidida; Schistosomatidae
Source: the annotation of a GenBank genome assembly